Oppiella nova is the source of this 1339-nucleotide messenger RNA. The record is from the annotation of a GenBank genome assembly. NCBI's taxonomy places the organism in Eukaryota, Metazoa, Arthropoda, Arachnida, Sarcoptiformes, Oppiidae.
CACCCCUCAGACCUCGUCCAUGGCGUCCGGCAUCUCAUCCAUGGCUGCCAUACUGUCGGCCAACAAGAGGCCGGCCGUAAGCGCCGCCUGCUAUCAGGUGUCGUCUGUGAACGAAAACACGGCUAAGAAGUUGUGCCGUAAGUCACCCCUCAGUCUCAUAGCGCACACGGAGUCCCAGAUCAUGCGGACAUACCCGGCCGGCAUGCGGAUCGACUCAUCCAACUUCAAUCCCGUCAUCUUCUGGGCCUUUGGGCUCCAGUCGGUUGCCCUCAACUACCAGACCGUCGACUCGGCCCUACAUAUCAAUCACGCGAUGUUCGAGCAAAACGGUGGGUGCGGUCUCGUGCCUAAGCCCGCGGUCAUGAGGGACAGGCAGCACAUGAUGUUCGGCCGGUUUAACCCGUGGGACAAGGAGUUUGACGGACUCCACGCCAUUAACCUUACGAUUACGAUAAUUUCUGGUCAAUACGUUUGCCAAAACACAAACACCGGUAGCCCUCAGGUGGAGGUGGAGGUGAUCGGCAUUCCCGUCGACUCGAGCCGUCAGCGCACGAAAAUGGUUCAGAGGAACUCAUUGAACCCCAUAUGGAACGACACCUUUAUGUUUAGGGUAACAUUCAGUGAUUUAGCGUUUUUGCGGUUUUCGGUCACAGAUUUGGGUACAAAUCACUUGACGGCCCAACGGGUCAUACCAUUAAAUUGCUUACGACAGGGCUAUCGGCACCUGAGGCUCAGGAGCGCACAGAACCAGUCGCUACCCCUGUCCACCAUUUUUAUAUAUUCCCAAUACGAGGAGGAGGGAAUAGACCUACCGGUGGGUACGGGUGCGGAGGACAGCCCAGCGUACGGAUCGCUGCAAAUGGUGGGCAAACGGAGCCGACGGCCCCCUUCGUCGGCCGACUUCACGCGCCUCGAGUCCCGGGACGUCAUCGGCUCGGCUCCCGUCCGGCGUCGUAUGUUUUUCCUCGUCAUCCACGGCGUGGUGGCCGACGAGCCGUCGACUAUACUGAAGAUCACUCAGGACUCGACCGCUCAGGACGUCAUCGCCCAGGCCUUAGCCAAAGCCAACAAACCCGUGGACACCGCCAACGACUACGUACUCAUCGAAGAGGUCCAGAGGGGGUGGGAUAGGAAACGGCUGACCGAUAGGAACAUUACGCAACGCAUUCUCGAUCCCGGGGAACGACCCCUCGAGGCCCAGUCCCAGUGGAAAGGGGACGGCAGGUUUGUGCUGAAGAAGGUGGCGGACGACCCGUCGUCGAGGGCGUGGAUGUCGAGCAUAAGGAACGCCCAGAAGGACCGGAAUCGGGCCAAAGCCAUGGGCGCAGACAUGCAGAGC